AUGGAUCUGAUGGGAUCACUGGAUAAAAAAUACUGGAGGAACGAAAACCCGGAUAAACUGAAGGGCUGGAUGAGUUAUUCCAUCAUCAAAGAGCAGGCCAUUCCCCAUAACACUCCAACAUCUCCAAACAACAAAACGUCUAUGUACAUAGCGCAAGAGAACGACGGUGACAUAAUGAUAAAGAGGGUGAUGGUGGAGCACGUUGACCCGGAUUCAAGCCCCCUGCACCACGUCAGGGCCCUUGACCUCAUCCUCAACGACCCCAUUCGUCUGAGCAGUGAAGAGACGGCCUAUCCCGUCAGAGCCAUGAAUAUUGAUGGUGAUUGUGUCGUCCAGAAAUGA
Molecule: messenger RNA, 342 nt
Organism: Helobdella robusta
Lineage: Eukaryota; Metazoa; Annelida; Clitellata; Rhynchobdellida; Glossiphoniidae
Exons: 3
Coding region: 1-342 (113 amino acids)
Source: RefSeq, a predicted model, not a curated record